AUCAGACGUGUGGAGAAUCUUGUGGUAGCCGGACCUGCGUCGAAGUUCGUAGGGUAAUCCAUAGACGUGCAUCGCUCGGUCGUUUCUUCAGUUAGUAAAGCGUUCGUUAUUGUCUUAAGCAUGAGCACGGAGAAGCUCACUAUCGAUAGCGAUGGUUAUCAGAACCAUCGUCGCGGGCACGAGCACGGCCCGGCCGCCCUGACCUCGCUGGUCCAACUUCUGACGGCGGGUUUGUCUGUGGUCAUUAUCGUCCUUGCCAUCCAACAGGGGACACACGUGAUAAUAGAGGAGAUGUCAGCUCGGAAGAGCGCAGCUUCUGAUUACCAAAAGAUGGUCGCCGACUGUGAGAAGGAAGUGGCAGCCAUUAAGGUCGACGUGACGUUACACAGCGCUCAGCUCAAAGCCCUGGAGGCAAAAAUCCUACACAAUGGAAAGACAGAAGGCAACAUAAACCCACAGUCGGAACCAGGCAAAACCAGCAGUGCCUCUGUUGUCGACGUCCCCUGGCAAACUGGGCCCGCUCACCAGCGGGAAAAGAGAGCGGCGAACUCUGUGACGUGGCCGGCAGGGGCAGGCGCCUGUGUACAGGGUCCGCCAGGGAGGGACGGACGUGACGGGAUGCCAGGACGGGACUGUCCCUGUGGAGCGAAAAAUGAAGAAAUAAAUGAACUGCGAAGCAAGUGUCUCGCCCUCGAGCAGAGGGUGUCGGACCUGGAGAAUAACACCGACACCACGACCCUGCCUUGCUUAGGAGAUACAUGCAAUCUACCGUCCAGCUGCACUGAAGUAGUAGAGAGAAGUGGAUUCAAUAAUCAUUCAUUCUACGUCAUCGACCCUGAUGGACCAGACCGGGGGGUCCUACCGAUGGUUGUUCAGUGUGAUGUUCAGGGAGGAUCAGCAAUUACCCUGAUUGGUCACAACAGUGAGGCAAGGACCCUUGUGAAAGGGUACGAAGAUCCAGGCAGGUACUCCAAGGAUGUGACAUACUGGAAUACCAUGGACCAAGUGAGAGCUGUGGUGGACAAUUCAACUCUCUGCAAACAGCACAUCAAGUAUGAAUGUCAUCACUCAGUGAUCUGGAACUCAUCUGCCACACCCUACGCCUGGUGGGUGACUUGGAAUGGCCGCCAGGCUGACUACUGGGGAGGGGCCAGUCCUGGGAGUGGGAAAUGUGCUUGUGGACAAGCAGUUGCACGGGCGUAA
This is a messenger RNA of Branchiostoma floridae (Florida lancelet), 1203 nucleotides long. RefSeq lists its product as uncharacterized. The transcript has 8 exons. The record is from RefSeq and is a predicted model, not a curated record. Bases 121 to 1203 code for a protein of 360 amino acids. NCBI's taxonomy places the organism in Eukaryota, Metazoa, Chordata, Leptocardii, Amphioxiformes, Branchiostomatidae.